ACCUAGUUCAGAGUCACAGUUUGCUUUCACCUGCUAGCUUGAAACUUGGAUAUGAACCAAACCUCCAACUUCCAAGUUGGAAACAUCAGAUUUGCUCAGCAAUUGUCUGCAUGGCGGGCCGGGACGAUGGGGAAGUAACUGAUGCUGCGGCGGCUGCUGGAAAGCGACGCAGAAUUGACGAGAGCGGGCAAGCGGAUCCCCCAAGCUCUUCAGCAGCCAACGGGAUGGCUGCGCUCACAGCUCAACUUGGAGUACUCAAGAGUGUCAUGGUCAUCAAAGACGCGGAGUUGAAUGCUCAGAGGGAAGAGCUUGAACGAUUGCAAACAGCUCUGGAGCGAACGAGAUUGAAACUGGCGGAAGCAACAGCAGCCAGUGCGCGCAGAGUCGAUGAUGGGGCUCGUUUUCACUUUGUUUUGGCAGGGACAGGGCAAACAGGUUCGAUCCCGCGGAGCUUUCUGGCAUCAGAACCAGACUCACUUCUCAACAAGAUGUACAAUGCUUCCUACAUCACUUGCAUCCAGCUCUUCUCCGGGACGCAGACUUCCUUCAUGCGGCUUCUGGUGAUCCGACAGAUGCUGUAG
Molecule: messenger RNA, 581 nt
Organism: Klebsormidium nitens
Lineage: Eukaryota; Viridiplantae; Streptophyta; Klebsormidiophyceae; Klebsormidiales; Klebsormidiaceae
Source: the annotation of a GenBank genome assembly